Molecule: messenger RNA, 3311 nt
Organism: Lineus longissimus
Lineage: Eukaryota; Metazoa; Nemertea; Pilidiophora; Heteronemertea; Lineidae
Product: growth hormone secretagogue receptor type 1-like
Exons: 3
Coding region: 558-1574 (338 amino acids)
Biological process (GO): G protein-coupled receptor signaling pathway
Cellular component (GO): plasma membrane
Molecular function (GO): G protein-coupled receptor activity
Source: RefSeq, a predicted model, not a curated record
CACCAAUGAUCGAAUGUCAUAUUUAGAAGUUAGUUUCAAAAUAGUGUCGCUGACAUAUCCGUGCGAAGUAUGGAGGAUGUAAUUGUGUCCGGAUGCAUACACCUCGGCAUUGCUUCAGGUUUUCCGCGUCAGUUAGCCUGGUGAUUCCUGCAUGAUGUGUUGUAAAGCUGUGAAUAGGUGGGUAUGGGGUAGCCCUCACAACAUGGUUGUUUGAUGCCAUCAUUCUCACCUGCUGCAGCUUCUCGCAAUCUGGUUAACGGCAAGGCGGAACCGUGACUGGUGAACACGAAUACUGCGGUAGACAAGACUAAGAAACGACCGGACUCUAGUUCACUUGCAGCAGCUUCCACAAUAGUUGCCACAGGUUUGACAGGUCUGUAUUACGUGGCUCCUUCUGAGAUCCACUUUACCGUGACACUGAGUAACUGAAAUGCUAAUCGCUAUCAUCUCGACCCUCGUAACUCCACUACGCCGUCUCGAGCUUCGUUGUGCGGAGUGAUUACGCAGGGAAUACCUCGACUGGAAGUUCAGAAUGAUCGCUUUGAGCAGAUACGACGAUGAACGACAUGACAACUUUGGAGGUCGCUCUGCAAGAAGAAUUUCCAUUCCUGCGGAAUAUUUUCGUUGCACUGACUCGAUACGUGUGGAGCGUUCCCGUCUGUUUUGGAAUUCCCGGCAACAUUCUGACGAUUAUAGUAGCCAAUAGAAAGCACAACCGGAGGGUGUCUCCAUGUAUCUAUAUGACUGCUAUGGCCGUUGUUGACACAAUCUUCCUGUUAGAUUUGCUCUGGUUUUAUUCAAUUUUCAACACGGGUCAACUUGAUGGAAUCACGACUAAAGCUACAAGAGGAAUUAUGGCAAGAGUACAUGGCUACAUGAUUUUGACAUGCAGUUCCCUUUCGGGCCUUUUCCUAUCAGGCAUGUCGGUCGACCGGUUUGUCGCUGUCCGCUUCCCCAUGGCUGCCAAAGGCCUCUGUACCCCAAGAAGGGCCAAGUUGACCAUCUCCGCCAUGAUCCUACUAAUGGUUAUCAACGUGCAUCUGUUCUUUGUGUAUAAGUACGUGGAAUAUCCAAGUUCAGGCGUAAGAAUGCUGUUGUAUGACGUACCAAUAGAAAUAGAGAAGACCGCGUCACUAUUCAGUGUACUGGUUGGGACUGUUUGUCCAUUUACCAUCAUAUUGGGUAGUAAUUUAGGUAUCAUUAUCACGCUGUGGAAAGCCUCGAUCAACAGACGAAAACUUAAAGCGACUGCAGGAGCAAACCAAGAGGAAGGGAAAGAAACAGGACACCUGACAGUCAUGUUGAUGUUUGUUAGUCUAGCCUACGUCGUGACGACACUUCCGUUCCGUGUGUUUGAUCCAAUCAUGGAGCUACCGGAACUGGCGGCCAUUUAUGACAUGACUCAGCAAUAUUGGCAGUUGAGGUUUGGUAUCGGCACGUUUGCUCUGGCGAACAUCUGGUUCUUUAACUACGCUGUUAAUUUCUAUCUGUAUUGUAUAUUUGGAGGACGACGUUAUAGAAAUGAUGCAAAAGAGGUACUUCAUUCUAUUCUUUGGUGUAGGAAAUCCAAAUGAGAAUUUAAAUAGCUUUUUUCAUUUUGAGAAAAAAAUUAACAUUAAAAUGACAACAGCCUCCAUAAUAUUAUUGGCAAUUACACUUAUUUUCUAAAAACAGUAAAGUUGAGUUCUUGACACGAACCUGUUCAAACAGUUCGCUUAUUUACUAAGAACGUUACAAAAACAGUAUCGUAUUCGCUCUGCAUAUAUAUUUACCAUGAUUGCCAGGUCCGGAUACCACGCGUGGUUAAGAUACGUGACCGACCAACUAAAUGACAGCAAUUUGGACUCUGAAUUCUUUUAUUGUGUCACAACACGGGGGAAGGCACUUAAUUGAAUCCUGGACAGAAUACACAAUUAGAAGAAAUAAAUAAAAAUAGCCUGCGCUGUCGUGAAUUAAAUCAGGAUGAGCCUUUGUUAAUCAAUACAACAUUGUCCUUCGAACUGAAAGGAGCAUAUCAUAGCCCAUAACAUUUUGAAGAAGAAGUCGAUUAUUCGUCAAUUAAAAUUAUUUUUUUGUAAUUUUUAAUUGACGAAUAGUUGAUUUCUUUUAUUUUUUACUGAUUAUUUCAUGAAGCUAUGAGGUAUUCUAUUUCUUGCCUAUUACCGCUGUGCAGUGCUCUGUGACAAGUGAACAACUCCCAAUGCACUGUCAUCAACGACUCACAUCCGUGGCAGAAGUAAUGUGCGCUAUAUCUAAACAAAUCACCUAUACUUUGUUCAAUCGUUGCACAAUCCCGCUUUGAAGAAAGCGGCAGCUUCAUUAGACGGUUAGUGAAGUGCUAUAUUCUGUGAGUAGAAUGUAGACCUUUGAACUCAUUUCUCGGAUGCUGAUGGCAAAUACAAAAACAAAAUCUGCAGAAAAUGCAAACACCGAAAGAUGCUGUAGUGCUAGGAGACUGACAUACAGUAUACAAACAUAUUGCAAACGGCGGCGAUAUAGGAAUAUUGCAAAUGGCGGCGAUUGAUUGUUUCUGUUCUAUGUUGCAUAUGAUGGACGACUAUUUGCCCUUGAUUAAGUGUUCAGCCUGUGUUCUUCACGUGGCAAUCAAAAUAAGCCAUUAUUCACCAAGAGUAUGCAUUUGUCUUCUUUACAACGUACUUGUAAUAGCAGCGUGAACUGUGACAGUGGUAAUAUGAGGCGAGGUUAUGGAGAGUGAUUGGCAACUACAAGAUCAAUAAAUAAAAUGGCCCUCAGUGCAAGAACUACUUCAGUUACUUAUCGAAACAUAUGAACGACCAUUGCAAAAGUCAACUUUAGACCACAGAGAAAAACUUUGAACCCUCAAAUAUCUCAAGUUUUUUUAGGGUCGGAGUGUAGGUCUACCCAUCUGCAGUUCACAGAAGCGACUACAUACUAGAAUUCACUUAGUCAUAGACACCUCCUGUUGUCUGUCCAUCUCGGUCCGCCCCGGGUUCACUGAUAUUGAUAUUGCCUGGUAUAAAUGCAGUCUUUUAUCCUUAAGUGGUAAAGCUAAACAUCAAAGACGGUAAACAGCGGAUAGCCAAGGGACGGAAUGCCUCUAUCAAAGCGUGAACAUUGCUUGGAGGAUCGAAAAAGAAUUUCGCCCUGAAUCUGUCGAUAUAUGGGAAUGAUACUGGAUAAAAUACCACAAGUUUAACUUUGGUAAACAGGAACAGGCGACCAUUUUAAUCCGAUGCAAAUAUAAAACCAGCGCAUCGUCUACAAAGGACACAAUUUAUAGCUUUGAGUACAAUUGGUAUGCGAAUCAGGGGCCACCAAAGUAUAUUCAU